AUGUGUACUCACAGGUUUCAUAGACAUGGUCGAGCGGAUUUAGGGAGACUUGAUAGUAAACACGAACGGACGUCUCUUGGAAAGCGUGGAGUCCGGGUAGUCGCUGUCAGCCCAGUGGGGGGCGGAAGGCUGGCGGGAAUGACUGGAGCCCUCCCGCCUGAAACCAGACACAGAGCCACAGAGCCACAGAGCCACAGAGCCACAGAGCCACAGAGCCACAGAGACACAGAGACACAGAGCCACAGAGACACAGAGCCACAGAGCCACAGAGGUCGAGCCGAGGCAGAGCUAAGCGUGGAAGCCGGGCAGCGAGGCGGCGGUGGCGGCGGCGGCGGCGGCGGCGGCGGCGGCGGAAGCGGGCAGCACAAUGGCGGCUCGCGGGCCUAG
Messenger RNA from Penaeus chinensis, 387 nucleotides. RefSeq names its product protein no-on-transient A-like. The record is from RefSeq and is a predicted model, not a curated record. The coding region runs from base 1 to 387 and encodes 128 amino acids. The transcript has 4 exons. NCBI's taxonomy places the organism in Eukaryota, Metazoa, Arthropoda, Malacostraca, Decapoda, Penaeidae.